Molecule: messenger RNA, 237 nt
Organism: Colletotrichum spaethianum
Lineage: Eukaryota; Fungi; Ascomycota; Sordariomycetes; Glomerellales; Glomerellaceae
Exons: 1
Coding region: 1-237 (78 amino acids)
Source: RefSeq, a predicted model, not a curated record
AUGGAAAGAGGCAACCCUAAGGCGACGUGCAGUGGACGAUGGAUCACGAGUGCUGAGCUCGUCUUUGAACAGCAGUCGACAGACGGUGGUGAGAAGCCCUGGGGUGACGCGGUGGUAGACUCAGAGGCUGAAAGACUCGGCCCUUGCAUCCGGGACCGACUCCUUGUCGAAGAUGUCAUCGAGAGUCCGCCAGCGGGCGAGAACCGUCGCGUAUAUGUUGUCCAAGUCGAGCGAUAA